CCGCCGCCGCCCGCGAUGGAGCCCAACAGCCCCCGCAAGAUCCAGUUCACGGUCCCGCUGCUGGAGCCGCACCUGGACCCGGAGGCGGCCGAGCAGAUCCGGAGGCGCCGCCCGACCCCCAACCUCGUGCUGAGCAGCGACCAAUCGUCCCCAGAGAUCGACGAGGACCGGCUGCCCAACCCCCUGCUCAAGUCGGGUCUGUCGAUGUCCCCCCGGCAGAGGAAGAAAGUUUCCCGCACCACCCCCACCAUGAAAGAGCUGCAGAUGAUGGUGGAGCAUCACCUGUGCAAGAGGGCCCAGGGGGAGGAGGAGGAGCAGGACGAGGAGGAGGAGGAGGAGGAGGAGGAAGGGGACAAGGAUAAGGACAAGGUGCCACCCCCCGGGCGCUGCCACCGCGGGGACAUCGAGCACAGCCACAGCCCCGGCGGGUCCUGCCCCCUGGCCACGCACCAGGGCGGCCCCGGGCUCGGCCAGAGGACCCCCGGUGAUGGCACAGCCAGGGCGGGGACCCCCAGGGAUGGCACGCCCAGAGUGGGGACCCCCCGGGACGGGACCCCCCGGGACGGGACCUGGCACGUGGACACCCAUAUAGAGCCCCAGGGAGCGGCCAGCGGCCAGUAGGGGUGGCUGCGGGAGCCGGACGCGGACGGAGACUUUUUUUAUUCCAUUUUCUAAGGUUUUGGGGCUGCCCAGGAUCAUUUUGGGGGUUGUUUUUUUUUUGGGGGGGGGUGGAUUUUUUGUUUGACUUUUUUGGUUUUUUUUAAUGUCACGGGCAGGGCCCCUCCCCCCCUUCACCCCGGGGGGUUUGGGGACAACGACGAGCCGGGCUGCCCGUCCUGUCCCCUCCCCUCCCCUCCCCUGGGGACACCAGGGCAGGUGACAUUGGGGACACUGAAC
This is a messenger RNA of Myiozetetes cayanensis, 897 nucleotides long. It is a transcript of the gene PPP1R1A, whose product is annotated as protein phosphatase 1 regulatory inhibitor subunit 1A. NCBI's taxonomy places the organism in Eukaryota, Metazoa, Chordata, Aves, Passeriformes, Tyrannidae. Gene Ontology annotation, biological process: intracellular signal transduction. The record is from RefSeq and is a predicted model, not a curated record. Gene Ontology annotation, cellular component: cytoplasm. Gene Ontology annotation, molecular function: protein phosphatase inhibitor activity.